CCAUGGCUGAAAUGAGUAAUAGUAACUUCAGUAAAACAACCAGUAUUCAGCAAGCAAUAGCUUCUUGUUGUGGAGCUAUAAUUACAUCAUUAUUUGUAACUCCUCUUGAUGUUGUCAAAACUCGACUGCAAGCCCAAAGCAAUCCAUUCCCCAAAGGAAAGUGUUUUGUAUACUCCAGUGGCCUUAUGGAUCAUAUAUGUGUGUGUGAGAGCGGGGACAGCAAAGGCUGGUAUAGGAAAAAUGGACAUUUCAAAGGGACAUUGGAUGCAUUUGUAAAAAUUAUUAAAAUAGAAGGAAUUAAAUCACUGUGGAGUGGACUUCCACCAACACUAAUAAUAGCACUUCCUACCACAGUUAUCUAUUUCACCUGCUAUGACCAACUGAGUGAAGCUCUGAAGUCCAGACUAGGAAAGGAUAAUGAUCACAUUCCAACAGUUGCAGGUUCCUUAAGCAGAUUUGGUUCAGUUACUGUAGUGAGCCCCCUGGAGCUGAUCAGAAAUAGAAUGCAGUAUUGGAAGUUGUCCUGCAAGCAACUGCACAUGUGCAUCAGCAGUAAAGUGGCUAGAGAUGGGUGGCUUUCCCUGUGGAGAGGCUGGAGUUCUACUGUUCUGAGAGAUGUGCCUUUCUCAGCAAUGUACUGGUGUAAUUAUGAACGCUUCAAGAAGAUGAUAUGCAAGAAUCUUGGUGCACACAAACCAACAUUUUUUAUUGCUUUUACUUCCAGGGCAGCAUCUGGCUCUAUUGCAGCUGUCAUAACUCUGCCAUUUGAUGUAGUGAAAACACAGCAGACUGAACUUUGGGAGAGUGAGACCUUAAAAAUUCCACAGAGUGCAUCAACCUGGGCAGUUAUGAGGAAAAUUGUCGCUAAAAAUGGGAUUGCUGGAUUAUUUGCUGGUAUUGUUCCACGGCUGUUUAAACUUGCUCCUGCCUGUGCCAUAAUGAUCAGCACAUAUGAACACGGGAAGUCUUUCUUUAGUCAUUUAUAUGAAAAAUCAAACCAACAUCCUUAA
Messenger RNA from Cygnus atratus (black swan), 1010 nucleotides. RefSeq names its product solute carrier family 25 member 40 (gene SLC25A40). Gene Ontology annotation, biological process: mitochondrial transmembrane transport. Lineage: Eukaryota; Metazoa; Chordata; Aves; Anseriformes; Anatidae. The record is from RefSeq and is a predicted model, not a curated record.